Messenger RNA from Triticum dicoccoides, 1071 nucleotides. Its product is annotated as probable serine/threonine-protein kinase abkC. The transcript has 5 exons. The coding region runs from base 1 to 1071 and encodes 356 amino acids. The record is from RefSeq and is a predicted model, not a curated record. NCBI's taxonomy places the organism in Eukaryota, Viridiplantae, Streptophyta, Magnoliopsida, Poales, Poaceae.
AUGGACGACGUUCACAACGCCACCGCCGCCGCCGAUCCCUGCAGACGCCUCAACCGUCGCCGCCGAUCAUGGCCGCCUCUAGGGUUUCCCUGCCCUCGCCUUGGUGAUCCUCCCCGCGCCGUCCAACGAUUCCACCGCGUCGGUUCGCUUGAUUCGCCGGAGCAGGGUUCCCCGCCACCCUUGAGGCGCCCUCUGGAGGAGAUCGUCGUGAUGUCGAGAACUGUCGAGAAGGCUUUUGGUCGAAAGAUAUCUGAAAUUUUUGAGAAAUUUGAAGAACCUGUAGCAUCCGGAAGUGUUGCUCAAGUGCACCGGGCUGCUUUGAAAUUCCAACAUCUUGGCCAAAAGACGCCAAAGAUUAUAACAGUCGCAGUUAAAGUAAGACAUCCUGGUGUCGAAAACUCAAUACGGAGAGAUUUCAGUAUAAUUAAUGCGGUAGCUAAAUCUUCAAGAUAUAUUCCAGCGUUAAAUUGGCUACGGCUAGAUGAGAGUGUGCAACAGUUUGCUGUCUUCAUGAUGUCUCAAUCUCAAGUUGACCUUGCAAGGGAAGCUGCUCAUUUGAGCCGGUUUAUCUACAACUUCCGCAGGUGGAAAGAUGUGUCAUUUCCGAAACCUCUUUAUCCAUUUGUUCAUCCUGCUGUCUUGGCCGAGACUUACGAGCUUGGGGAGAGUGUCUCACACUAUGUGGAUGACCACGAUGGAGAGGAACGAGUUAAAAGUGCUCUUGCACAUAUUGGCACUCAUGCACUCUUGAAAAUGCUACUGGUACUACAUUCAACCAUCUCUUUGUCUUCUCAUUCUUAUUUCUGUUUUGCCUUUGAAGACGGGAAGUACAUGCUUUCUAAUCGUCUCUGCAGCAGAGAAUUAAUUGAGAAUAUAUGCUUUACGAAAACUGAACAAUUGACGCUGCCGCCGCCACCGAUCCCCGCGGACGCCUCAGCCGUCGCCGGACCCCAAUGGACGACGUUGACGCUGCCGCCGCCACCGAUCCCCGCGGACGCCACGGACGCCGCCGACCAGUGCAGAGCGCGGUCGCGUUCUCUGCGCGGCCAUACGGACCAUCGCUUUGCCUGA